Molecule: messenger RNA, 405 nt
Organism: Anopheles coustani
Lineage: Eukaryota; Metazoa; Arthropoda; Insecta; Diptera; Culicidae
Product: larval cuticle protein 65Ag1-like
Exons: 3
Coding region: 1-405 (134 amino acids)
Cellular component (GO): chitin-based extracellular matrix
Molecular function (GO): structural constituent of chitin-based larval cuticle
Source: RefSeq, a predicted model, not a curated record
AUGAAUAAGGAAACAGUUUGUCAUCUGGUGAUAAUUGUAAAUCUAAUCCUGUCAAUCGACGCACGACCCGCAAAUGAAGUUGGCCACAACUUUGAUCACUUUGAAGUCAGCAGCGACCAGCGCGGAGGACAAUCAUUUUCGUACAAAACCAAGGAUGGUCAAUGGCGUGACGAAACGGUGGAGGUGGACGCCGCCACCGGGAAGCUGGUCAUAUCCGGCUGGUACCGGUACGUCGGUACGGAUGGGGAGAUUUACCAGGUGAAGUACGUGGCGGACGAGAACGGCUUCCGACCGCUUGGAACGCAUCUUCCGGGUGCCGAUCUGUCGGAUCCGAGUGUCUUCGGCGUAUUUACGCCGCUCGCCGAUGGUAUCUCCAAGACAGUGUUGCUUUCGCUGGUCGGGUAA